CGGCCUGGCAACAAAACAUGUCUGAGAAAAACAUGAAGAAAGGUGAUCGAGCUACAAACAGUAAAAACAUAUCUCUACCUAUGUCCAGGGUACGAUUAAUUAUGAAAAGCUCACCUGAUGUGUCCUGUAUAAACCAAGACGCUAUUUUCUUGACAACAAAAGCAACGGAGCUUUUUGUCCAGCACUUGACUCAGUCCUCAUAUAAAAAUGGGUCCGGUAAAGACACAAACACACUGUCAUACAGUGAUCUGGCUCAUACAGCAGAGGAGACAGAAAUAUUUCAGUUUCUUACUGAUAUCCUUCCAAAGAAAAUCUUGGCCAGAGAUUAUCUGAAGACAAUGGAGGAAAUGGACAAAGAUGGUGAUGAUGAUGAUGAUGACAACCUGUAGUAGAAGAGGUUCACAAGUCAGAAUAACAAGCCACUUCCACACUACCCUCAAAAAGCAAUAUAAAGAAUAAAAUCAUAGGAAAUUGUCUUACAAAUUAGGGCAUUUCACCCAAAGAGUUAAGCACCUCUUUUCUUUUUUAUGAGUUAAUGCACAUGUUUUACUCUUACUGUUUUCUGUAUGCUUUAGCACCUACAUACUCUAAUGUUGUUUUGACCACAAUGUCCAUUAGCCACUGUUGAUUGACAACCAAACUACUGUGAGUACCUGUUUGGAAACCAGGAUAUGUAUGCAUCAUUGGUCUUUUCUCUGAGAAUACUUGAUACCAUGAUUUUUUGCAUGUAAAUGGAAAAUUCUUCACUCAACUGCAACAAUCCAAACAUAAAUACAGUCCAUUCCAUUCAACGCAUUGUACAAAAUUGUGUUCCUACAAAUUGUAUUGCUCAGGGUUUGGAUAGAAUAUUUGGAUGGGCAUUACGCUUUCUUUUUCUCAGCAUUCAAGUGGUUAAAAUGAUAAAGUUGAUUCACACCUGAAUCCAUGCAGGUGAAAUAAACAAAACUAUGCUAGUAAUUCACUGAAAGGAAUGUGUUCUCCCCUUUAAAAGUUAAAUGCUGCCUUUAUUAACAAUGGUUGAUUUUUUGCACACACAGUGCAGGUAUCCAGUCAUAACAUGCAUCCAUACAUGAGG
Molecule: messenger RNA, 1075 nt
Organism: Xyrauchen texanus (razorback sucker)
Lineage: Eukaryota; Metazoa; Chordata; Actinopteri; Cypriniformes; Catostomidae
Product: chromatin accessibility complex protein 1-like
Exons: 3
Coding region: 18-389 (123 amino acids)
Cellular component (GO): CHRAC; nucleus
Molecular function (GO): protein heterodimerization activity
Source: RefSeq, a predicted model, not a curated record